Molecule: messenger RNA, 3687 nt
Organism: Capra hircus (goat)
Lineage: Eukaryota; Metazoa; Chordata; Mammalia; Artiodactyla; Bovidae
Gene: ZNF296
Product: zinc finger protein 296
Exons: 3
Coding region: 2154-3587 (477 amino acids)
Biological process (GO): negative regulation of dendrite development; regulation of transcription by RNA polymerase II
Cellular component (GO): nucleus
Molecular function (GO): DNA-binding transcription factor activity; RNA polymerase II cis-regulatory region sequence-specific DNA binding
Source: RefSeq, a predicted model, not a curated record
CGCUUAGCUCUUGAUCUACCAGUCUGCGAGGUGUGGAGGUCCAGGAUGUCCAUUUUACAGAAGAAACUGAGGCUCCUCUAGGCACAUGGGACUUGGCACCCCCACCCCAUACACGUGCACACUCCUACCCCUCACCUCCAUUCUGAACCCCACCUUCCCUUUGAAACCUUGAGAUCAUGCUUUCAGCAGCCACGCACCAGGAAAAAGCCUUGCAGAGCAGCACCUGGGAGAGACCAAAGGCGGUCAUUUUGCCCAGCAGGACUCUCCAUAACCCUGUCUUGAAAACUGAGGCCUUGAAAGGCAAAAUGUCUGUCCUGAGUUGGAAACGCACUGCUCUGGGCUCAAAAUGCAUUCUUCCCCACGGUUUCAUUAAGGGAGGGGUGUUGUGGACCUCGGCUUACCACCGGAUCCCCAAGACCCAGUGCCUGGUACACAGACCCUCUACAGAUAUAUUUUGGAAAAAAAUGCAUAUAGAAGUAGCUCAAUACACAAUCUGUUAACUGAACUAUGAACCAUUAGGAGCUCUGUUCCUGAACAAGAUGGAUUUGGCUCCGUCCAUCUCAGAACCUACAUUCUAGAGAGAUUGAGAGAGAUCCGAUAGGUUAUUACAUGAACAAAUACACCAACAAGGUCCUUCAAGGCUUGACAAGGAUGCAAAAGGAAUAAAAUAAGGAGAAUAAGAUAGGGGGUAGCAGGUUGGAGGAGCGUCUUUAUUUGGGCCGUCAUGGGAGGUAGCAUUGAAGAAGAAGCCACCUUGGGUCACAGAUGGGAAACCUGAAGCCCAGGAGGGAACUGGGGACAGAUGGAGGUCACGGAGUGUAAAUUGUAAGGCCUUCGGCAGGGUGGGGCUCUCUUAGAUCCUGUGGUCAGGGAGGUCCUCUGGUCUUUAGAGGAAGAUUGAGCUGAGACCUGAAUAACAAUAUGAGGGGGCCCUCAGGCUUGCAGCGGGACUCCAGGAGAUUAGCAUGUGAAAUUCCCUCAGUGUUGGGCUGAGGACGCAGCCGGCAGGCCAGAGCCAACUGACCCUGGCCCUGACCUCUGGGGGGUGGGGGGGGGGGCUUGUGUUAGGGAGAGGGGAGAUAGGAGAGUAAACAAACAGUUCUAGAUGGUGAUGUGGUCGGUGCCAGGAAGAAAAGAAAACUUACAAGGUUGGAGGGUGGGGCAGGGUGUUGAUGCCACUUCAAAUAGCGAUCAGAGAGCAGCUUUGACAAGGGAAGUUGGAGGAGGCCCCAGCGGAAGGAGGCUAUUGGUUGGCUAUUUGGUUUUAAUGGCGAGUCCAGGUCUAGGAGCAGAGUCAGUGUAUAUGAUCAUGACCCUCCAGGGCUCCAAAUCCUCCCAAGGCUUCCGUCUCAAAAAACCCGAAGACUUUAAAGUGGUCAAAAGAUGUCCCUGGAGCUGACCUUGUUUUCUCACAGAACUCCGUCAAUACAGAACUUAAUUUACAGAACUCCUCGAAUACACAGGCCUGGCAUGGGGAGAAAACUGAGGUCCCAACCCCACCCCAGUAAUCCUGUCCCUUUAUAACCCUUCCUAGCUCCGCGCCAGCCCCCCAUGGCACUUGUGAACAGCACUUCAUAUUUCAGUUUAUCUUCUGGAGACUCUGUCUUUCAGAACGAAUAACCUGCAAGAGGUCAGGGUUAUUGUCUGUUUUUCUACCCUGCUGCAUCUUAGUGCUUAGUCCAGAACCUGGCACAUAGUAGGCGCUUAACCCUUGUUUACGUAAGGAAUUUUUAUUGUAAUGCAUUCAGUGGAAUAGGUCAGAUUACUAUCAGGCGCCUAGCUAGAAACUUGGCCCCUACCAUUUUCUCGCUUGGGGGUGUGAGUGGGCAGCUUGUGCCUCAGUUUCCACCAGCCCGGGAACGGGGUCAGGAAUAGCUGUUUGUGCGUGGUCGCGUGAAGUCUUAUCUUUAAAACAUUCAAUCGUUCAGCCAAACGCAGGGGUCACGGUCCUGAUUGAGUUUGGCUGAGGGCGGGGCAGUCCUCUCCCGGCAGGCCCCGCCUCGGUGGGCGGAGCCACGGGCCGGGCCAGCACGUGUAAGAGUUCGCUGCGGGUCGCCGCAGUCACUCACCUGGGCGCCUCGGUCUGAGCGCGCACGCCUCGCGUGUCCUCCGCCCGCCAUCCGCCAGUCCGUCAGUCCGCCUGCCCGCGACCCAUGUCCCGCCGCAAGGCCGGCUGCAUGCCUCGCCGAAUAGAACCCUCGCCCGCCGCCAACUCAGACGACGAGAUGGAGAUGCGAGACCUCGUCAUCGACGUGAAGCCCGAGCCGGACCCGCGGCCCCUGCAGGCCCCGGGGUUAGGGCCCUUGACCCCGAAGGAAGUGCCCGCACCAGAGCGGUUCGAGAGCGAACCCCGCCACUGCGCCGGCCCCGUGCCCGCCGGCGGCCUCAUCCACGCCCUCAGCCUGAGCAACCAGUGUUCGCCGUGGACGCCGCUGUCCCUGAGCCCUCACGACCGCCAGCCGUGGACCGACAAACAUCCAGAUCUGUUGACCUGCGGCCGCUGCCUGCAGACCUUCCCGUUGGAGGCCAUCACUGCUUUCAUGGACCACAAGAAGCUGGGCUGUCAGCUCUUCAGAGGCCCCAGCCCCUGCCAGGGCUCAGAACGUGAGGACCUGAAGGCCUUGAACUGCCUCCGCUGUGGCCGACAGUUCACGGGAGCCUGGAAACUGCUGCGCCAUGCCCAGUGGGACCAUGGACUGUCCAUCUACCAGACGGAACCUGAGUCCCCGGAGGCCCCACUGCUGGGCCUGGCUGAGGUGGCCGUGGCCGUGUCGGCCGUGUCAUCGGUGGUGGGGCCCGAAGCCGAGGUCAAGGGCUCCCGGGUGGGGUCCACCCGGCGGAGCCCCACCUGCCCCGUGUGUAAGAAGACCCUCAGCUCCUUUAGCAACCUCAAAGUGCACAUGCGCUCGCACACAGGCGAGCGGCCCUACGCCUGCGACCAGUGUCCCUACGCCUGCGCCCAGAGCAGCAAGCUCAACCGCCACAAGAAGACCCACCGGCAGCUGCAGCCCCAUAGCCCCUGCCUGGCUGACACUGGCCAGGAGCAGGCCUCCACCGCCCCUCCCGAGCCCGCCGCCCAUGCCGCAGCCCCUGCCAGCGUCCUCCCGUGCAGAGGAGGAGAGGGGGCUGGGGCAGCCGCCAUGGCAGGGGUCCAGGAACCCGGGGCUCCUGGCGGUGGGGCUCAGGCAGGCCCUGGUGGGGACGGCUGGGGCCCUGAAACUAAGGAGCAAAGAACGGACCCGGAGAAGAACCAGAAGACGUCACCCAAGAAGCCGCUGAAGCCAGCGGGCAAGAACCGGGGGCCGGGGCCUGGGGGCAGCUGCGAGUUCUGCGGGAAGCACUUCACGAACAGCAGCAACCUGACAGUGCACCGGCGCUCACACACGGGCGAGCGGCCCUACGCCUGCGAGCUCUGCUCCUACGCCUGCGCCCAGAGCAGCAAGCUCAACCGCCACCGCCGCAUGCACGGCCUGGGGCCCAGCGGGCCCCGCUUCGCGUGCCCCCACUGCUGCGUGCCCUUCGGCCUGCGGGCCACCCUGGACAAGCACCUGCGGCAGAAGCACCCCGAGAUGGCUGGGGACGCCUGAGCAGAGGGAUGCCCCCCUGCCGUCCAGGGCACUACGAUUACCCACCUUUGUGACCUCCUAUCCUUCCCCCCAGCCCAUGAGUAAAGCCUGCCCGCAGCUA